AUGAUACAUUAUUUAAUUAGACAAUGUGCACCGUAUUGUUUUAAUUCUGGACAACUUGCUAAACCUGAUAUGCCAUGGAAAAAGUGUUAUUGUCUCUGUCCAACUGGAUAUUAUGGUGUUGCGUGUGAAUUCAAUGAUGAAUUAGACCAUUCAAACAAUAUACUACCGCGUAUUCAAACUAUCAAGUAUAAUCUAUUGCCAAUCGCCAGUAAUAAUAAUAAUCAACGCCAACAACAACCACAACUACAACCGCAGCAGCAUCGACAAGUAUCUUUAGAAUCAUCAAUAAUGAAUAAUGAUCAAGAUAAUGUUGAAGAACGAUUGAUUAUUUUAAAAUGA
This is a messenger RNA of Trichobilharzia szidati, 339 nucleotides long. Lineage: Eukaryota; Metazoa; Platyhelminthes; Trematoda; Strigeidida; Schistosomatidae. The record is from the annotation of a GenBank genome assembly.